AUGGACUUUGUGGUGGGUUUGCCUCGCACUCGCUUGAAGCAUGACUCUAUUUGGGUGAUUGUAGACCGACUUACGAAGUCGGCGCAUUUCUUACCGGUAAAGAUGACUGACAUGGCACCACAUUAUGCUAAGUUAUCACCUAUUGGGUGGUUUGAGCCGACUGAAGUACAACUACUUGGUCCCAAUCUUGUACAUGAUGCCUUAAAGAAGGUGGCUUUGAUUCGACAACGGCUUAAGACUACUCAGAGCCGACAAAAAGGCUAUACAUAUGUACAUCGACGUAAGUUGGAGUUCAAUGAGGGUGAUCAAGUUUUCUUGAAAGUAUCGCCAAUGAAGGGCGUUAUGAGAUUUGGGAAGAAAGGCAAGCUAAGUCCUAGAUUCAUUGGUCCAUAUCGAAUCUUGAAAAGGAUUGGUGAAGUAGCCUACAAGCUAGAGUUACCUGCAUUGAUGACUUUGGUUCAUCCUGUCUUUCAUGUAUCGAUGCUACGGGAGUAUGUGCCCGAUCUUGCUCACAUCAUCUCACCGGAGGUAGUAGAAAUAAAUGACGAUUUAACUCAUGACGAAGAACCGGUUGAGAUUCUUGAUAG
This is a messenger RNA of Nicotiana tabacum (common tobacco), 587 nucleotides long. NCBI's taxonomy places the organism in Eukaryota, Viridiplantae, Streptophyta, Magnoliopsida, Solanales, Solanaceae. The record is from RefSeq and is a predicted model, not a curated record.